GGGAAAUAUAACAAAAAGAUGUCGUCGUCGUAUUCCAACUAUACAAACUCACCGUGCGCGGCAUGCAAGUUCCUCCGGCGGAAGUGCACUUCAGACUGCGUAUUCGCACCGUAUUUUCCGCCAGAGGAACCUAAAAAGUUUGCGAACGUCCACCGGAUAUUCGGGGCAAGCAACGUCAGCAAGAUCCUCCAGGAGGUGGAGCCACAUCAACGAGAAGAUGCAGUAAACUCGCUUGCUUACGAGGCGGAAGCAAGGCUAAGAGAUCCAGUUUAUGGUUGCGUUGGGGCCAUCUCAGUGCUCCAAAGACAGGUCUUGGGGCUGCAAAGCGAACUAGAGGAGACUAAUGCUGAUAUCAUGAGGUAUGCUAGUUGCCUUGGUGGUGAAACGACUUCGGUUUAUGGAGCCCGGAGAGGUUGACUGGUCACCGGGAAAUCUUGGAAUAUAUAUGUUGACGAGAACAUCCAUGCAUGUAUAUGUAUGUGUAUGUUUAUUUAUGAUAUGCAUGCGUAUGUGUAAUUUAAAUUGUAUUUUCUUUUACAUGGAGGUCAAAGGAUAUUUGUGAAUAUGUCAAACAUUCAAAUAUAGUAACUGAUGUAUGUGGUUGUCUUCGCUUAA
Messenger RNA from Brassica oleracea var. oleracea, 615 nucleotides. Its product is annotated as LOB domain-containing protein 25-like. The transcript has a single exon. The record is from RefSeq and is a predicted model, not a curated record. NCBI's taxonomy places the organism in Eukaryota, Viridiplantae, Streptophyta, Magnoliopsida, Brassicales, Brassicaceae. The coding region runs from base 19 to 417 and encodes 132 amino acids.